Dentiscutata heterogama is the source of this 154-nucleotide messenger RNA. The record is from the annotation of a GenBank genome assembly. NCBI's taxonomy places the organism in Eukaryota, Fungi, Glomeromycota, Glomeromycetes, Diversisporales, Gigasporaceae.
AUGCCUGCUACUAUUACUGUAUUGUGCUAUAUUACUGAAUACCACAAGAAUUCUGCUCAUAACCUUUCUAUAGCAGAUACUUUAGGAAUCAUUCGUUCUCGAAGUUUAGAUUCGUCUUUAAAAAUUUUUUUGAAAGGAUUUAGAGAAAAUUUUG